CUACAGCUAAAAUUUGACCAAAGACAAAAAUCGCAAAACAAACGUGCUGUGAAAAAGCUUAAAAAGUCUCAAAAACGUGUACUACUCAAAGAAAAAGUCCAAUUUAUAAAUGAAAAAUGGCGGUGCGGCCACUGCACAUGCACGAUGGCGGUAUUGUGGAGCGUCGGCUACGGCCUAUUUACGACUGGUUGGAUAAUGGAAACAAUAAGAAAGCGCUCCAGGAAGCUGAAAAAGUACUAAAAAAGAGUCCAACGUUGCAAGCGGCUCGGGCAUUGAGAGCCCUAGCGCUUUUUAGGUUAGGUAAGGGGCCGGAGGCGUUUGCUGUGCUCGAUGCACUGGCUGAAGAGAAGCCUAGCGAUGACACCACGCUGCAAGCGAUGACUAUAACGUAUCGAGAGUCCCAGCAAUUUCACAAAGUGUGUGCUCUGUACGAAGCCGCAGUGAAAGUGGAGCCAACGAGCGAGGAGCUGUACUCCCACCUGUUCAUGUCAUAUGUCAGGGUCGGAGACCAUCGGUCGCAGCAACGAGCAGCCAUGGCCCUAUACAAGUUUGCACCAAAGAACCCAUACUAUUUCUGGGCAGUUAUGAGUAUUGUGCUUCAGGCUAAAUCGGCAGAUGAUACUGCAAAGAAAGGCAUACUGCUUUCCCUAGCUCAAAGGAUGGUAGACAACUUUAUAACAGAUAAAAAAAUGGAAGCUGAACAGGAAGCCCGACUAUAUAUUAUGAUUCUAGAGCUCCAAGAAAAAUGGGAGGAUAUUCUGAAGUUCGUCCAGAGUCCUCUGUAUGGACAACUAGUGCCAGGAUCUACUGCCCAGGCUUGUAUACCGUACUUGAAGAAGUUAGGACACUGGCGUAAGCUUAAUUUACUCUGCAAGGAGUUGUUAUGGGAUAAUCAAGACCGCUGGGAUUAUUAUUUACCAUACUUUGACUCUGUCUUCCAUUUAAUGAAAGAGCCUACCUCCGAUAGUGAAAGCACAGCUGAUGAUACAGCAGAGAAGUGCCACGAAUUCAUAUGCCAGUUGGUGGAGAGUAUCUCAUCAGGAAGGAGAUUACGAGGGCCGUAUCUCGCUAGAUUGGAGUUGUGGAAACGGUUAUCGGUUGACGGGGACCCGACAGCGUUGCUAGGCAGCGGGAUGGCAUUAUGUGUGCAAUAUUUAAGAGUAUUUGCCAAUAAGCCAUGUGCUGUGCCCGACUUGAGACCAUAUAUAGCAAUGAUACCACAACAAGAGAGGGAGGAACACAGCAGGGACUUCCUCACGUGUUUGGGAUUUGAUGAAAACAGUGAACCGGAAACGACGGACGACAUCCAGCGGCACGUGUCGUGCAUCGGCGCGUGGCGGCUGUCGGCGGCGCCGCUGGACGCGGCGGCGUGCGUGCGGCUGGCGGACACGCUGCGCCGCCACUACGUGCGCGCCGUGCAGCGCGGCCUGCUCACCGCCACCGCCACCGAGCUCUGCGCCACCGACCUCUACGGGAUACUCGCCGCGCACCACUACUUCUACGCAGCGAUGCGGCAGCAGAGUUCUGCACCGGUGAUGGAGGCGGUGUGCCUCCUGGAAUUGGUGCUGCACAACUCGCCGGCCAAUUUCCACGCCAAGCUGUUGCUGGUCAAACUGUACCACUUCCUCGGCAACGCGGCGAGCGCGGACAGCGCGUACGCGCGGCUGGAGACCAAGCACGUGCAGCUGGUGUCGCUGGGCUGGCUGCACGCCGCGCGCCUGCCGCCCGCCGCCGCGCCGGCGCGCGCGCUGCGGCUGCUGGCCGACACCGCCGCCUUCCACGCGCACCACGCCAAGGACUGCGUGGAGCACCAGACGUACUCGUACAAGUACGGCACUUUCGAGAAGCUGGUGGAGCUGAUGGCGUGGAGCGCGCGGCUCGAGCGCUGCGCGUGGUGCGCGGGCGCGGCGCGCGAGCGAGCGCUGCUGGCGCUGCUGGCCGGCCCGCCCGCGCCGCCCGCCGCGCCGCGCCGCCUGCCCGCCGCGCCCGCGGACAACCGCGAUUUAAAUGUCAUCCUCAACUGGGACCCUCCACAGUGUCAAGAUACCAAUUUAAAAGAGCGAACAUUCGAGCAAGAGAUGGACUAUUUACGAUUAAAAGACGCAUUGGUAUCGGCGAUCGCGUUGUGUAUCGAGUUAUCCGACGGUCGACCGAUAGAGAAUAAGCAACCCCAGUACGAGGAACUUAAAACGUGUAUAGAGGCCUUUAGCACUGCAAUAGAGAAGUGUAAAGAAAAAUACAGCGCACCAGAAAAGAUUAGUAUAUCGGGACCUUUUCCUUCUAGAAUUAUUGCCUUCGUGAACUCGGAGGUGCCGUACCGGGAGUUGUACUCGUGGACGCUGCGCAUAGUGGGGGCGCUGGCGGUGAAUGAAGUGGAGGACGCGCACCGCUGCCUGCAGCGCGGCGCCCAGCUGCUGCGGCAGGCGGCCGGCGAGCUGCGAGCGGCCACCACCUCUACUUCCACCUCCACCGGCGGCGACCGCGCGUGGAACAUGCGGGAUCACUUGGAGAAGUUGUCCAACUAUUUAGAGUUUAUAGGAAUCAUCACGUACCUGUUAGGAGUGUGCAACGAGUUGAUAGCGCCGCUGAACACUAAGAAGUCCAAAAAGAAGACCAACCAGUCACCAGAGGAGAUCAAAACAUCGGAGCUCCUCAACAGGCUGAAUGAAACUGUCCAGGACAGCAUCACCCUUCUAGUGGAUGUGUUCGAGAAUUGGCCUCAGUACGAGUUCAAGACGACUCUCCACGAAGAAUUCCCAACGAUAGAUUUAGAAAAAUAUCAGAGGCCAGUGGAGGAGAAGUUGAAGAAUGGACGACUAGAAAUGAUAAAUGAUAUUAGUUUUAUACUCAAAAAGAAGUCUAAGUAUUUGAAGAGUCUAAUACAGUGAAGUGGCCUUUUCAUUUAGGUGCAUAUGUUGUUUAUAACGUCGCGGUUACACUGCGCGAGCGAUGCGAUGCUAUACUUUGUUUUAAUUUAUCUAAUAACAUUUACAAUUGUUGUGAGUGACGUCUGAAACGUAUAAUGAUAUUCAAUCGUCAUCAUCGUCAGCGUGUCAUCACCCCCUUUGAUAUUUAAUAGUUUAUUGAAUGGUAUGCAAUAUCUAUUUGUAAUUCGUGAAUUUACUGGGUACACAGCAAUAACAUCUAAGUCCUCAGGAAUGUAUGUUAAACCGGUAGUUAUUAUAUUAAACCAUUUCAAUAGUUAAAAUAGGUUUACGAGAUGUUUUGCGUUUUAUGAGUUUUAUGGCAAAUCUUUUCUUAAUAAUUACUUAUACAUGCCAUUUUGUAGAGAUUUUGUACAGAGGAAUAACACCUGAGUCCUCAGGAAUGGCAACGCAUGGGGGUAUCAUGGGCGAAACAGUAUACUCUGUUAUGUCCAUGGUACUGCUCAUGUCUAUAGGCGACGGUUACCACUUUAAAUCAGGUGGGCCGUCAGCUUGUUUGACAUUCUAAGUAGUAUAAAAAAAAAUCUUAAAUUUCAAAAUAUGUCUCCAAUAUUCUGUAGUAAUUCAGAUGUGAAUAUUUACAAACUGACUGGUAAUGUUCGCAUUUUAUAUCAUUACGGAUUUAAAAAUCUUUAUUUAUAUUAAUAAUUUAGUUAUAUAUAUAAAACAUUAUACUUGAACGAUUCGUUUGUUGCCUUAUAACACCUACUCGGAAACACCAUACGCUUCUCAUAUUUUUUCCAUGAGAAAAAUCCAUUUCUUAUGCUACUUAAUUUGGCAAACAAGUAUAGGUCCAGUCUUAUGGGCAAACAAUUUGUCAUAGGCGCAGACACACUGCGCUUGUUAUAACCUAACAAGAAUUAUCAAUUUUAUAAGACCUUUACAUCUAUUUAUCGAAUAAAAAAUAUAAAUAAAUAGUAUUGACGUUCGAUCCAUCCCAAGUAGUAUGUGUAUGCCAAACUUCGUUGAUGUAUUAAGACGUCAAGAGGUAACAAACAAACAGUUUCACAUUUAUAAUAUUAGUAAAGAUUUUUAGUUGGCUAUUCAAAUCGCGCUAAAAAACAUCGAAGGGCUAAGUUUACUUAUAAAUACAAUAGAUUCUCUUAUAUUUCAUUCGCUUCGCUCUCACAGUGUACCACAGUCCUAUCACUUAACACAUAUCUUGUAAAUACUCGUCACUUACAAAUAAUUUAAUUCCCUUGUGAAUAAUAAAUCUAGUUUGCUUUGUACAUGCUUGAUAUUAAAGCGGGAAAGUUGAAUUAAAUGUAUAUUUAUAUGAAAUAUUAUAUUUUAUAAAAGAUGGAAGACCUGGCUAGUGAGACUAAAUGUAACUAUGGAAGCAGUCUGCAUGGAUACAUCUAUACCGGUCAUGUUUAUGUCGUGAAGCAGCUAUGUUUCAGCUCGGGUGCAGCAUGGCAAUGUAAUUGCAAGGUACAGACGCGUAAUACCAUUGGUCCUCAGGGAUGUUAACGCAUGAAAUGACCAGAGAACGUUUUGCGCAAAGGUUCCGCUCGGAUAUUAGAGAGGGCAGAGUCCACCUGACCUUUUGAAUAUGGAUAUGAAACUUAUCUAGCUAAAUUUACGUCGAUGUAAAUACAAAACGUAAUUAUUUUUUUUAUAGAUAAGUGCGGAAAAUAACCCUAUGUAUUGGAACACUUCAUAAAACAUUCAUAUUUCCCGUGUCAACUAAUUUUUGUUUGAAAAAAUCAGUUUUAUGUUUUAUAAAAAAUGGGAUUUAUUUACGCGAUCAUUUAAGUAAACAAUAGUAAUUUAACCGAAUUAUCUGGACUUUUUGACCAGAGUGCCUACCAUGAAAUAUUUUCCGAAAUUUCGGGUCCGAACGAAACAAAAAUUUGAUGUUAAAAUUACUUGAUACAUACGGUUUAAAAUAAUAAAAAUGCUAAAGUAUCGUUCCUUUUUUAUUUUUAUGGUAGGAUUUAUGACAAUGAAAUGUUAAGCUCCAUUUAUAGGGUCGAUUUAGGUAUGAACAAAAACACGAAAUUGAGCCCGAAAUUUCGGAAUUUCAUUUCAUGGUAGACCCCCAGGUUACACCGACCAUGGUCUCGAGUAAACUGAUGUUAAUUCCCCUCUCUUAUAAACCAUAAAACAACAUAAGCGCCAAAUUAAUUUGACAAAAUAUGAAUGUUUUUUUCUUUCACGACUAAGGAAAAAUCAUUUUUAUGUUGCCUCGUACUUCAGAAGAAAUGUAAAAUAGCUGUUUUUUUUUUUAAUAAAAAAGGUGACCUGAAUAUCUGAUACUAGAGGGCGCCACAUUAUUAUCGUAAUCGUAUUACUAGAUAUCCAAAUGUACCAUUCAAGCGUCAAUAGAAAAUUGGAUCACAGUUUAAAUACAUUUUUAAAUACCGAUACCGUUCUUCCAUCCUUUUACAUAUACAUAUUCGUGCCAACAUAACAAGAUGAUUUCUGUUUAUAAUUGACAACUGGUGCAUCCAUGAUUGGCUAUUAUAUUUAUACAAUGCUAAAUAUAACAUAAUCCAAUAAAGUUGUAUUUGUUGCAGUCAAAACUCUUAACCAGUCGAAAGUAGUUUUGACUGAAAAUUAUUGGUUAUUAGUACUUUUGACUGCGAAUUUGCGGUUAGGUUAGGUACUUUUAACUGUUAUUGAUUUUACUAGUCAAUAGUACUUUGACUGGUUACUGAUUUUACUAGUCAAUAGUACUUUGACUGGUUAAGAGUUUUGACUGCAACAUAUUAAUUUUACACGUAUAAACAGAGGGCCUACCAUGAAAUGUUUUCCGAAAUUUCGGAGCCUAACAUAACCCAAAUUUAUUGUUAAAAUUAUAUAAUACUUACCGUUUAAAAACAUUAAAAUUAUUAUUCUUUUUUUUUUAAUGGGUGAUGAUGUAAUAGUAACCCUGUCUGCGCUAUCGCUAUACACUGGUGGGGCACCAGUGAGUGAUGAUAGGUGAGGAUGAAAAGACAGGUCAGUUAGCCCAUCGUGUUACUUGAAACUUACACUUGGAAUUUAGCACGAUGGUUUCCAGGGGGGACCAUGUGGAGGUCGACCUGUUCGGGUAUAUUGCUAGCAAUUGGGUCCUCAGUCUCCAUUAUUAACAAUCUCUUCCCCCCCCCCCCCCAAUAUUAUUCCUUUGGACUUUUAUGAUAGGAUUUAUGACUAACGAAAUGUUAAGCUCCAUUUACUGGGCCGAUUUAGGUAUGAACGAAAACACGAAAUUGAGUCCGAAACUUCGGAAUUACAUGUCAUGGUAGGCCCCCAGGUUUGUUACUUUUUAUUAUUGUAUCAAGACAAAGCUGUACGUGCGUGCCCUUUAAUUAUGAACUUUGUAUAAACGAAAAUAUUUAUUACAAUUUUACAAUUGCUAUUGUGUCACUCGUUCACGACAGAACUUAUUAUGCAAGAAUGCAAAAAAUUCAAUGUUGUAUUUUGGCGGACAGGAGAAUGUUCCUGUAAUUGGCAGUCGUAUGCAGAGGUGUGUAAAAUUUGUUAGUGAACUGUUCAAACGUAUGGACAGACAAAUGGUGCUCAAAAGUUUAAAACAUGCAUCGCUCUCUUGAAAGAGAGUCUGGUAUGGAUAUGUAUGUAUAUUUUAUUCUUUUGCCUAAUUAAGUUUGUGUCAAGUUGUAUGUUGUAUUGUUAAUACCUGAGAGUGAUAACUAUUGCAAUUUUGUAAAUUAAAUAUAACUUAUACCGUCU
Molecule: messenger RNA, 6620 nt
Organism: Galleria mellonella (greater wax moth)
Lineage: Eukaryota; Metazoa; Arthropoda; Insecta; Lepidoptera; Pyralidae
Gene: psidin
Product: phagocyte signaling-impaired protein
Exons: 11
Coding region: 117-2888 (923 amino acids)
Biological process (GO): N-terminal peptidyl-methionine acetylation
Cellular component (GO): NatB complex; cytoplasm
Molecular function (GO): protein binding; protein-N-terminal amino-acid acetyltransferase activity
Source: RefSeq, a predicted model, not a curated record